GUCAAGAGCUCGUUUGGACCUUCGGGGUUGGAUAAGAUGAUGGUGGAUGAUAUUGGAGAUGUUACGGUUACCAAUGAUGGCGCUACUAUUCUCAGUUUAUUGGAUGUUGAGCACCCUACCGGGAAGAUCUUGGUCGAUCUGGCUCAGCAGCAGGAUAAAGAGGUUGGAGAUGGAACAACUUCGGUCGUGAUUAUCGCUGCCGAGCUCCUCCGUCGGGCAAACGAACUUGUCAGGAACAAAAUUCACCCAACUACAAUCAUAACCGGUUACCGUCUAGCCCUCCGCGAAGCUGUAAAAUACAUGACAGAAGUAAUGUCAGUAAAAGUUGAAACCCUAGGAACCGAACCCCUCUUAAACAUUGCAAAGACCUCCAUGUCCUCCAAGAUCAUUGGUUCGGACUCAGACUUCUUCGCGCAGAUGGUCGUGGAUGCAAUGCUCGCCGUCAAGUCCACUAAUACAAAGGCUGAAGUUAAAUAUCCCGUCAAGGCAGUCAACAUCCUUAAAGCCCACGGGAAGAGUGCUACGGAGAGUAUGCUCGUUAAAGGGUACGCUCUUAACUGUACUGUUGCUUCCCAAGCUAUGCCCACGCGGAUUCUGAAUGCAAAGAUCGCAUGUUUGGACAUGAAUUUCCAGAAGACAAGGAUGGCAUUAGGUGUUCAUAUUACUGUUGACGACCCUAACCAGCUGGAGGCAAUCCGACAGCAGGAGUCAGAGAUGGUUCUCGAGAGGAUAAAGUUGAUUCUAGACGCUGGUGCAAACGUCAUCCUCACCACCAAGGGUAUCGACGACCUCUGCUUGAAGACGUUUGUAGAGAAAGGAGCUAUGGCUGUACGCCGUUGCAAGAAGGAGGACCUCAGAAGGAUCGCAAAGGCCACUGGCGCAACGCUAGUCAGUUCGCUUUCGAACCUGGAAGGAGAUGAAGUCUUCGAGGCCUCAUCCCUCGGAUCUGCAGAGGAAGUUGUCCAGGAGCGUAUCUCAGAUGAUGAGUGUAUCUUGGUGAAGGGCACCAAGUCAUACUCCUCUGCAUCCAUCAUUCUCCGAGGGCCAAACGACUACCAACUCGAUGAGAUGGAGCGCUCAGUCCAUGACUCCCUCUGCGCUGUCAAGCGCACCCUCGAGAGCGGGAAAGUAGUCCCCGGCGGAGGAGCCGUCGAAACCGCCUUGAGCAUCUACCUAGAGAACUUUGCUACCACAGUCGGAUCCCGCGAACAAUUGGCUCUCGCAGAAUUCGCCUCUGCCCUUCUAGUCAUUCCCAAAACAUUGGCCAUAAACGCAGCAAAGGACUCCUCAGACCUAGUCGCCAAACUCCGCUCCUACCAUGCUGCCUCGCAGACCGCCGCUGAAACUGAGACCAAGAAGCGGAAUUACAAGAACUAUGGGUUGGAUUUGAUGAAGGGCAAAGUUGUGGACGAGGUUAAGGCUGGCGUGUUGGAGCCUACGAUGAGUAAGGUUCGGAGUUUGAAAUCUGCUGUGGAGGCAUGCAUUUCCAUCAUGAGGAUUGACACUAUGAUUAAACUAGAUCCGGAGCAAAGACAGGAGGAUCCUCACGAGGGUCACUAAUCUAUGGACCCCAAAGUUGGCUGGUUCGAGCUUGUGAUGUUUCUAAGGUUAACUGAAACCCCUAGAAUAAAAGAGAUUGAAUGGUAUUUUCCAUCUAUAUAGCUCCGCUUAGAAUUCAAUGACAAUUUAUUUUCCUAA
Messenger RNA from Tuber melanosporum (Perigord truffle), 1698 nucleotides. RefSeq lists its product as uncharacterized. Gene Ontology annotation, biological process: protein folding. Bases 40 to 1560 code for a protein of 506 amino acids. Gene Ontology annotation, cellular component: chaperonin-containing T-complex. The record is from RefSeq and is a predicted model, not a curated record. The transcript has 5 exons. Gene Ontology annotation, molecular function: ATP binding; ATP-dependent protein folding chaperone; ATP hydrolysis activity. Lineage: Eukaryota; Fungi; Ascomycota; Pezizomycetes; Pezizales; Tuberaceae.